Molecule: messenger RNA, 411 nt
Organism: Geodia barretti
Lineage: Eukaryota; Metazoa; Porifera; Demospongiae; Tetractinellida; Geodiidae
Source: the annotation of a GenBank genome assembly
AUGCCCAAACCCAAACUGCUCAUUACCGGCAUCAACGGUCUCAUCGGAAGGGUCAUCCAGGACCCCUUGGGGAAAUCCUUCGAGGUCUACGGGCUGGAUCUCACGCCGCCCGUUUCCGAUCGGGUCUUCCAGGCCGAUAUCGCCGAUCCCCGGCAGGUGUCGCAGGUCCUCGACAAUCUGGCUCCCGUCCAAUGCGUUGUCCAUCUGGCGGCCCAGAUCAGCGUCGAUACCGCCUGGGAGCCCGUGCUUCGGGUCAACAUCCAGGGAACCCGCAACCUCUAUGAGGCCGCCCGGGUAUCGGGGGUGAAACGGGUGGUCUUCGCCAGCUCGAACCACGUGACCGGCGCCUACGAGGGCUUCGCGCCCCACCUGCAUCUCCACAGGCAGGCGGAGCCGGUUCCCAUCUCGUGA